UUUUUUCACCCACUUUUUCUCCUCCUUUUCCUUUUCCUUUUCCUUUUCCGCCUCUUUCAUAUCUCUCUCUCCCUCUCUCUCUCUCUCUCUCUCUCUCUCCUUCCCUUUCAGUUUCUCUCUCCUCCGGCAAAACCCUAAAGUGCCGUUUACUCCCACCCAAUUCUAAUGGAUGGUGAUGCGUUGAACAUGCGUAAUUGGGGUUACUAUGAACCAUCUUUGAAAGCACAUCUUGGUCUGCAGCUCAUGUCCACAAUUGGUGAGCGAGAUGUGAAACAUUUUCUGCCUGCACGGGACCCUUCUGCUAUUAUUAAUAUGAAUGUGGCAUUUCAUUCACGGGAAUCUGUUGUUUCUGAAGCACCAGUACCGACAAACUGGGCGAGGGAUGGUUGGCUAAAUCAUCAAAGAGACAAGCUUCUCAAUAUGUUACCGCCCAAUACUAGUUAUUCUCUGCUUGCAGAAACAUCAGCCCCGCAACCCAUGCAAAUGUUACAGUCGCAUGAGACAUCAAGAGAUGAAAUGGUCCUCAAGAUUGAAGAACCACUUGUGAAGAAAGGAACUAAACAACCAAAGAAACGACAGAAUGGGGGUGCUCCUAAAACUCCAAAACCAAAGAAGCCUCGAAAGCCCAAAAAUAAUGAUCCUUCAGUUCAACAGGUGAAGGCACCAAAGAAGAAGAUGGAACUUGUUAUAAACGGGUUUGAUAUGGAUAUAUCUAGCAUCCCAAUUCCAGUAUGCUCUUGCACUGGAACUCCUCACCAAUGUUAUAGAUGGGGCUAUGGUGGCUGGCAAUCAGCUUGUUGUACCACAAGUUUAUCUCUACAUCCUUUGCCCAUGAGUGAGAAGCGGCGAGGUGCAAGAAUUGCUGGUCGUAAAAUGAGUCAAGGUGCUUUUAAGAAGGUUUUGGAGAAACUUGCAGCUCAAGGCUAUAACUUCUCUAACCCAAUUGAUUUAAGAAGCCAUUGGGCGAGGCAUGGAACCAAUAAGUUUGUCACCAUCAGGUAGAUUAGCAGAGUAUUAUGAUGGUAGAGGGCCGAGUCUGUUUUUACAUGUAUAUAUCUGUGGCCUUUUGCAGCAAUCUUUGGGUAGCUAUAGCUGGUAACUUUUGCUCUUUAUAGUUUAUGGGUGGGUUCAUAAAGUUUGGGAAUUUCCAUCCUCUUCAAUCUUGAUUCGUUUUGUAGUAGUUUUUGAUUUAUUGGAAUAUCUUUUAUUGCUAUUUUCUUUCGAUCUUUUGUCUUGGAUCAGUUAUCUAAUUGUUAUUUAAGUUGAAGGUCAACUGAUUUGAUACAAUACAAUAUGCAUUCUCUUU
Messenger RNA from Benincasa hispida (wax gourd), 1306 nucleotides. The record is from RefSeq and is a predicted model, not a curated record. Lineage: Eukaryota; Viridiplantae; Streptophyta; Magnoliopsida; Cucurbitales; Cucurbitaceae.